CCCCCACCCCCUCCCACGGGGCCCCCCCCGCCCCCCUCGGAAAAAAAAUCAUCCCAAAUCACUCGAACCCGAGGGAGGCUUGCUUUCACCCGCGGGGAGACGAGAUUUCAACGGUUCCCUCUUCUUCGUCUCCCCCCGAGCCCCUGUUCCCUCCCCUCCUCCCACCCCUUCUGCCGGCGCCGGGUGCAAGGUCCCUUUAAGGCGACGGCGCCUUCCUCGGGUCAGACUACCGGCGGCGACGACCACGGGAGCAUGGCGGACACCGACCUGUUUAUGGAAUGUGAGGAGGAAGAAUUGGAGCCAUGGCAGAAAAUCAGUGAUGUCAUUGAGGACUCUGUAGUUGAAGAUUAUAAUUCAGUGGAUAAAACUACUACAGUUUCUGUGAGCCAACAGCCAGUCUCGGCUCCAGUGCCCAUCGCUGCCCAUGCUUCUGUUGCUGGGCACAUUUCUACAUCCACCACCGUUAGUAGCAGCGGGGCACAGAACAGCGACAGUACAAAGAAGACUCUUGUCACACUAAUUGCCAACAACAAUGCUGGCAAUCCUUUGGUCCAACAAAGUGGACAGCCGCUCAUCUUGACCCAGAAUCCGGCCCCAGGUCUGAGCACGGUGGUUACUCAACCAGUAUUAAGGCCUGUCCAGGUCAUGCAGAAUGCCAAUCAUGUGACUAGUUCCCCUGUGGCCUCACAACCAAUAUUUAUCACUACACAGGGGUUUCCUGUGAGGAAUGUCCGGCCUGUGCAAAAUGCAAUGAAUCAGGUUGGGAUAGUGCUGAAUGUGCAGCAGGGCCAGACGGUCAGACCGAUUACCUUAGUCCCAGCCCCAGGUACCCAGUUUGUUAAGCCAACAGUUGGAGUCCCACAAGUGUUCUCUCAGAUGACCCCAGUGAGGCCAGGCUCUACAAUGCCUGUGAGACCCACUACCAACACCUUCACCACUGUCAUCCCAGCCACUCUCACCAUUCGAAGUACCGUCCCACAGUCCCAGUCCCAGCAGACCAAGUCCACUCCCAGCACGUCCACCACCCCCACUGCCACGCAGCCAACCUCACUGGGACAACUAGCUGUUCAGCCUGCAGGCCAAUCCAGCCAGACCACGAACCCUAAGCUAGCUCCCUCUUUCCCCUCUCCACCUGCAGUGAGUAUUGCCAGCUUUGUCACUGUGAAGCGACCUGGCGUUACAGGUGAAAAUAGCAAUGAAGUGGCUAAAUUGGUGAAUACCCUUAACACCAUCCCUUCUCUGGGCCAGAGUCCUGGGCCAGUGGGGAUAUCCAACAACAGCUCUGCCCAUGGCUCUCAAAGAACCAGCGGACCUGAGUCUUCAAUGAAAGUGACCUCUUCUGCCCCAGUGUUUGAACCUCAGGAUGGUGGACGGAAAAUAUGCCCCCGAUGUAAUGCUCAGUUUCGCGUUACUGAAGCUCUGAGAGGCCACAUGUGUUACUGUUGCCCAGAAAUGGUUGAAUACCAGAAGAAAGGAAAGUCUCUGGAUUCAGAACCCAGUGUCCCUUCUACAGCAAAGCCUGCAUCCCCUGAAAAAACAGCUCCUGUUGCUUCCACACCUUCUUCUACACCUAUUCCUGCUCUGUCACCACCAACCAAAGUACCAGAGCCAAAUGAGAAUGUGGGUGAUGCCAUCCAGACCAAGCUCAUUAUGCUUGUAGAUGACUUCUACUAUGGACGGGAUGGUGGCAAAGUAGCCCAGCUUUCCAACUUCCCUAAGGUUGCCACAUCUUUCCGAUGCCCACAUUGUACCAAAAGGCUAAAAAACAACAUUCGAUUCAUGAACCACAUGAAACACCAUGUAGAGCUUGAUCAGCAGAAUGGUGAGGUGGAUGGUCAUACUAUCUGCCAGCACUGUUACCGCCAGUUUUCUACUCCCUUCCAGCUCCAGUGCCACUUGGAAAAUGUUCACAGUCCCUAUGAAUCUACUACCAAGUGCAAGAUCUGUGAGUGGGCAUUUGAAAGUGAGCCACUGUUUCUCCAGCAUAUGAAGGAUACUCAUAAACCUGGAGAGAUGCCUUAUGUUUGCCAGGUGUGUCAGUAUCGCUCUUCACUCUACUCUGAGGUAGAUGUCCAUUUUCGGAUGAUCCAUGAGGAUACCCGGCAUCUGCUCUGCCCUUAUUGCCUGAAGGUCUUCAAAAAUGGCAAUGCAUUCCAACAGCAUUACAUGAGGCACCAGAAGAGAAAUGUUUAUCACUGCAACAAAUGCCGGCUACAAUUUCUCUUUGCCAAGGACAAAAUUGAACACAAGCUUCAACACCAUAAAACCUUCCGUAAACCCAAGCAGCUAGAAGGCUUGAAACCAGGCACUAAGGUGACAAUCCGGGCUUCCCGAGGGCAGCCACGAACUGUUCCUGUGUCCUCCAGUGAUACACCUCCCAGCGCCUCACAGGAGGCAGCACCAUUGACCUCCUCAACAGACCCUUUGCCUGUCUUCCUGUAUCCCCCUGUCCAACGCAACAUCCAGAAGAGAGCUGUUAGGAAAAUGAGUGUCAUGGGCCAGCAGACAUGUCUGGAGUGCAGCUUUGAGAUCCCAGACUUUCCUAAUCACUUCCCUACCUAUGUGCAUUGCUCUCUGUGUCGCUAUAGCACCUGCUGCUCUCGAGCCUAUGCCAACCACAUGAUCAACAAUCAUGUUCCACGGAAGAGCCCCAAGUAUUUGGCCUUGUUUAAAAAUUCUGUGAGUGGAACCAAGCUGGUCUGCACUUCAUGUACCUUUGUUACCUCUGUGGGAGAUGCCAUGGCCAAGCAUUUGGUAUUCAAUCCUUCCCACAGAUCCAGCAGCGUCCUGCCACGGGGACUCACCUGGAUAUCUCACUCAAGGCAUGGCCAGGCUCGUGACCGAAUACAUGAUCGGAACUUGAAGAAUAUGUACUCUCCUCCAUCCUUUCCCCCUAACAAAGCUGCCACUGUGAAAUCUGCAGGGCCCACCCCAGCUGAGCCUGAAGAGCCACCAACUCUUGUGGCCCAGGCACUCCCCUCACCAGCCUCAACUGCAACCCCACCACCGACCCCCACUCACCCACAACCUUUAGCCCUCCCACCCCCUACAGAGGGGGCUGAAUGUCUGAAUGUUGAUGAUCAGGAUGAAGAGAGCCCAGUUACCCAGGAACCUGAGCCAGCAGCAGGUCUCAGUGGUAGCGGUGGGGUUGGCAAGAAGGAACAACUGUCUGUGAAGAAGCUUCGAGUAGUACUGUUUGCCCUGUGCUGCAACACCGAACAGGCAGCUGAACACUUCCGAAACCCCCAGCGACGUAUUCGGCGUUGGCUUCGACGCUUCCAGGCCUCCCAGGGGGAGAAUCUAGAGGGCAAAUACCUGAGUUUUGAGGCAGAAGAGAAACUGGCUGAGUGGGUGCUGACCCAGCGAGAGCAGCAGCUACCUGUAAAUGAGGAGACCUUGUUCCAGAAGGCCACCAAAAUAGGUCGUUCUUUGGAGGGUGGGUUUAAGAUCUCCUAUGAGUGGGCUGUGCGUUUCAUGCUGCGGCACCACCUGACCCCCAAUGCUCGGCGAGCUGUGGCCCACACCCUGCCAAAGGAUGUGGCAGAGAAUGCAGAACUCUUCAUCGAAUUUGUACAGCGGCAGAUUCACAACCAGGACUUACCCUUGUCCAUGAUUGUGGCUGUUGAUGAGAUGUCCUUAUUCCUGGACACAGAGGUGCUGAGCAGUGAUGACCGAAAGGAGAAUGCCCUGCAGACAGUGGGCACAGGGGAGCCUUGGUGUGAUGUAGUGCUAGCCAUUCUGGCAGAUGGCACCAUCCUUCCUACCCUGGUUUUCUACCGAGGACAAAUGGAUCAGCCUGCUAAUGUGCCAGACUCCAUAUUGCUGGAGGCAAAGGAGAGCGGCUAUAGCGACGAUGAGAUCAUGGAGCUGUGGUCAACUCGUGUGUGGCAGAAGCACACAGCUUGCCAACGUAGCAAAGGCAUGCUGGUGAUGGACUGCCACCGUACCCACUUGUCAGAAGAGGUACUGACUAUGCUCAGUGCCUCCAGCACUUUGCCCGCAGUAGUCCCAGCAGGCUGUAGCUCCAAAAUCCAGCCAUUAGACGUGUGCAUCAAACGAACUGUGAAGAACUUCCUGCACAAAAAGUGGAAGGAGCAGGCUCGGGAAAUGGCAGACACUGCGUGUGACUCUGAUGUUCUUCUCCAGCUGGUGCUGGUCUGGCUAGGCGAGGUGCUGGGUGUCAUCGGGGACUGUCCAGAGCUGGUUCAGCGGUCCUUCCUGGUGGCUAGUGUUCUGCCUGGCCCUGAUGGCAACAUUAACUCACCCACAAGAAAUGCUGACAUGCAGGAGGAGCUGAUUGCCUCCCUGGAAGAGCAGCUAAAGCUGAGUGGCGAACAGUCUGAGGAGCCUUCAGCCUCCACUCCUCGGCCCAGGUCCUCUCCUGAAGAGACAGUUGAGUCUGAAAGCCUUCACCAGCUCUUUGAGGGUGAAAGUGAGACGGAGUCUUUCUAUGGCUUUGAAGAAGCUGACCUAGAUCUGAUGGAGAUUUGAGUGUUGGGGUCAGCAGGGGGUGUGUAGUGGGGGUGGGAAGGUGUGAGGGAGGGUAGAGGGAUUUAGGGAAAAGGGGGUAUACCAGGUGGGGCAUUUGGUUUAUAUUUCUUAAUUUUACGCCACCACUCCCCCCAAUGACUUACACUUCCCUGUGGAUUUGUGGAUUAAUUAGGAAAACCAAUAGUGAUCACGUCUGAGCCCAGGAGCUGGCUCAUUGGUCAUUCACUUCUGCUAAGAACAGGUUUUUGUGACAUUUUUUAAAAUUUAAAUCACUGUGUUUGGUAUUUUUCUGACAAAAUCAAGAAAAAGAAAAAAAAAUUAUUUGUGGGCGAAUGUUAAAUUUUUUUGUUUCCCCAUUUACCUCAAUUGUAUCAUAGUACUUCUGGGUUUUUUAUUUGUUUUACUGUGUGGCCAAUGUCUUUGGGCAUGAUGCUAUAUAACCAUUGUCAAUGUGAGAACAUUUCUGAAGAUGGGAAAGACAAAAAUAUGUAGCUCACAAACUGGUUUCUUACAUAUAUAUGGAUAAAAAACUUUUUUCAUUGUGGUCUUAACACUUUUAUAUAAAAAUGAAAAUGGAAAAAAAAAUCCCACUGAACUCUCUCUUCUCCUUUUCUUUCCUUCCCUCUCCAGAGAUGUUGGUUUCUACAGCAACUCUAAAUAUUAAAUUGUGGCUUUAAAAUGCAUGAAACCACCUUUAAUCAUCCAGAUAAUGAAUAGAUUUGUCUUUUCCUUACCACCCUCACUCCAACAAAAACAUAACAGAAACAAGGUUUGUCGCACUUGCGAUACUAUACUUGGCCCCUUUCUGCAUUCUCACACCGUCCAUCACUAGCAAGCCAGAGGUACUGAGGGGUCAGUGUGUUAGGGUGGAAGCCGUUCCCAGGUUGAGUCUUCAUCCUGCAAUCCCCCAGAGGUAAUCCCUCCUUUACUGAACUUCACCCUGUUAAGUGGAGAGCAUGCCUUCAAGAGAUUGCAGGUCGGACAGCCAGGAGCUGGAGCUGAUUGUGCAAGAAGUUAAGUGUUGAAAAAGAAAGAAUACUUUGAAUCCAGCUUAUCCUGUGGCUGUGCCCUAUUUCUCUUAAUGCUUAGAGAACAAUCUUGACACGAAGAAAUGCACAGGGAUGUGCACGAAGACAAGAAGAAUCUUUAUUUUUCACUGCCAGCUUCAAGGAAAGAAAAUUUUUUUCUACAACUUGCAUGAGGAACUUUUUAAAAUUGUACGUACUCAUGGUCAUAAACCAAAAUGUACCGUACAGAGAAAAGGAGCAAAAAACCAAGUUCACUUUUCUCUCAGCUACACCACCCUUUUGUCCAUCCUGAGACUUUGGCAACGUUUACCUCCUGUGAGCGAAGGAGGCAGCCUGCACAAGCUUGUAAAUGGUUCAUCGUAAAAAAUGUACAUAAGUGGAACAUUUAAUAAAAUGAGGGGAAAUGGAUUUAUAAACUUGUUUUUUUCUAGCUGACUGUUUAGGGGGCUUUCACAGACUGGGAAAUGUUCAAGAUGUGAAGGGCCUGGUGAUACAGGUGUGAUAUUUGUUACCACCGUUUUGUUCCCACCCAACCCAUUUUUUUGUUUUCAUUUUUAACCUCCAGCACACUAUAAUAUAGUGAACUGGAGCGACCCCUCCCAGAAACAGCUUGGCCAGCCUUGUGAAUCCAUGGCGUCUGAAAGCAAAAUAAGGCUCCAUCUCUUGUUUUCUCUUUCCAGAUUUUUGCUUGAUGCCAUUUUAUUUACAGACUAUGGACUUUGAAAUCAACUCAUUUUGCCUUUGAGAAAGUUCAAAAACUAUAUGAUUGGUCACUCCUGUCUAGACAACCUAAUCCUACUCUCUGGUGAUCUUUGCAGCAGCCACAGCCUUAGCACAGCUAGCUGGGUUCCUGACCUCUGCACACUAUUGGACUUUCUGAUGGGUGAUUUUUCUUAAGGUCAUUAAUACCAACAGUGCAUCAGCUGGGUUUGGCCAGGGAGUUGUCUUUGUGGACUCUGCCUGCAUGGCUUAGUAGUAGAAGGAAGGGUUUUUUUUGUUGUUGUUUUUUAUAAUUCAGUUUAAUCAAUAAACAUGUAUUUAUUGACUA
Otolemur garnettii (small-eared galago) is the source of this 6567-nucleotide messenger RNA. RefSeq names its product pogo transposable element derived with ZNF domain (gene POGZ). The coding region runs from base 253 to 4491 and encodes 1412 amino acids. Gene Ontology annotation, biological process: regulation of DNA-templated transcription. Lineage: Eukaryota; Metazoa; Chordata; Mammalia; Primates; Galagidae. The transcript has 19 exons. The record is from RefSeq and is a predicted model, not a curated record. Gene Ontology annotation, molecular function: RNA polymerase II cis-regulatory region sequence-specific DNA binding; DNA-binding transcription factor activity, RNA polymerase II-specific.